Acanthosepion pharaonis is the source of this 762-nucleotide messenger RNA. Lineage: Eukaryota; Metazoa; Mollusca; Cephalopoda; Sepiida; Sepiidae. The record is from the annotation of a GenBank genome assembly.
AUGUUUCAUUACAUUUUUCAUUUCUUCAUUACAUUUCUUUCAUUCAAUUUUUCAUUUAUCAUUACAUCUUUCAUUACAUUUUUCAUUUCUUCAUUUUUUCAUUCCAUUUUUCAUUUAUCAUUACAUCUUUCAUUACAUUUUUCAUUUCUUCAUUACAUUUCUUUCAUUCAAUUUUUCAUUUAUCAUUACAUCUUUCAUUACAUUUUUCAUUUCUUCAUUACAUUUCUUUCAUUCCAUUUUUCGUUUAUCAUUACAUUUCUUUCGUUGUUUUUCAUUUCUUCAUUCCAUCUUUCAUUCGUUACAUUUUUAUUUUAUCAUUACAUUUUCUCAUUAUUUUUCAUUUCUUCAUUACAUUUUUCAUUCCAUUUUUCAUUUAUCAUUACAUUUCUUUCAUUAUAUUUUUUCAUUUCUUCAUUACAUCUCUCAUUUGUUACAUUUUUCAAUUCAUCAUUACAUUUUUAUUACAUUUUCAUUUAUCUUAUUACAUUUUUCAUUUCUUCAUUUUACCUUUCAUUUCUGCAUUGCAUUUCUUUCAUUAACAUUUUUCAAUUCUUAAUUACAUCUUUCUUUCAAUACAUCUUCCAUUUUUUCAUUCCAUUACUUUCUUUCAAUACAUCUUCCAUUUUUUCACUUCAUUACUUUCUUUCUUUACAUCUUUCAUUUUUCUUUUUUUCAUUAUAUAUGUCGUUUACUUUUUUUUUAAUUUUUGAUUUAUAUAAUAUUUUUAGCGUUUUUCUUUCCUUUUUUUUUACAAUUACUUAA